Molecule: messenger RNA, 744 nt
Organism: Coprinopsis cinerea okayama7#130
Lineage: Eukaryota; Fungi; Basidiomycota; Agaricomycetes; Agaricales; Psathyrellaceae
Exons: 2
Coding region: 1-744 (247 amino acids)
Source: RefSeq, a predicted model, not a curated record
AUGCCGACCAAUUUCCCUGCCGAACUUCCUCCACCUCCAAUCGGGCACCAGAGAACGAACCAGCCUAAGACCGGGCGUCCAAACCAAAAUCAACAACGGCCGGUGGUCGAGUUUCAUUUCAGCCUCGCUCGCAUCAUCCCCUCCCACAUCCAAUUCCCUGCACUCCAAGCGCUCCUCCUCUCUGCGAUCACCCGCAGAGAAGAUGAUCCCGAACACCUCGAAGCGAACCUCGACAACGAAGAAAUGGGUGGGAUCUGCGCUCUCCUUCUGAAUCGCUCAUUUGGCUGCUCCGAAACAUCCCAGGACUCCUCGCUGACGGGGUACACUACCCUCCCGCACCUCACGCCGUUCAUCACGCAGGUCCUUUACACGACCGGGUUCACUAACAUAUGGGCUCUCGACGCGAUUAGGGUGUUGAAGUUUAUGAAGAGGAGGGAUAAAGAACUUGGAGGAGGAGAGGGGGUUCGGAUCGCCGAGAGGCGCGAUGGUGAAUCCAAGAUGAAAGUCGAGGGGGAAGAGGAUGGGAUGGACGGCAAGCGGGUCAAGGUGGAGGGUAAAGGAAAGGAGAAAAAGGCAAAACUUAAGGAGAGGGAGAAAGAGUCGGCGAAAGAGAUGGAGAGAGAUGAUAAGGGCAAGUGCUCGGGAAAGGCUAUGAAAGAUUUGUGGUGGAGUGCGAUUUCGGGUUUUACGUUGAAGGAUGUCAGAGAGAUGCAAGCGCAGUUGUUGUAUCAUCUUGUACAGUAG